Messenger RNA from Caenorhabditis remanei, 4398 nucleotides. RefSeq lists its product as uncharacterized. The transcript has 23 exons. The record is from RefSeq and is a predicted model, not a curated record. Bases 1 to 4398 code for a protein of 1465 amino acids. Gene Ontology annotation, biological process: receptor guanylyl cyclase signaling pathway; cGMP biosynthetic process; protein phosphorylation. NCBI's taxonomy places the organism in Eukaryota, Metazoa, Nematoda, Chromadorea, Rhabditida, Rhabditidae. Gene Ontology annotation, molecular function: protein kinase activity; ATP binding; guanylate cyclase activity.
AUGCACUUGAAACUUUGUAUUUCUUUGCUGUUAUUAGUUGGAAUCGAAGUUUCUGGAAAGAAUAUUCUGAUCUACAACUCCGUUUUCGGUUACAGUCAUGUCAAGUUCAUCAGUUUGAUGGCUAAUAUUAUAGCAGACCAUGGACAUAAUGUGACACUUUUCCAACCAUAUCAUAUCUUACAUAACACAGAAGGGCUGGUGAAAAAUAAGAAUAUUGAGAUAAUUGACUACCUCCCCGAUCACUAUGACGAACUAGUCAAUGCAGAAGCUGAAACAUUCCCUAUGUUUUGGGAUGAUCCAUUAGUAAAUCAUCCGAUUCUGGAAACCAUCAUCGCCCCGAAGCUUAUUAGUGGAGCUAUUGAGAGAACUGCCACACAGUUAUUCAAAGAUCAGGAAGUACUGAAUCAGUUGAAGAGCAAAAAGUUUGAUGUGGUGAUUGCUGAAACGUUUGAACUCACCGGAGUUUAUCUUGCCUAUCUUCUUGAUGUUCCAUGUAUUCCCAUUAUGCCGGCAGUGCGUUUCACAAAUACUCAGGACGUAUUCGGUCAGCCAUCUCUGCUUGGAUACGUGCAACAACCUGGCUCCAAAAUGGCACCUGAAGCUGGUUUUCUUGACAGACUGAAUGAUGUCUAUAGACAUGUUUUAAUGAAUCUCAACUCCGACUGGAACAGUAAAUAUCAAAAUGAAAUAUUUGAAAAAGCUAUUGGUCGACCUAUUCCAUAUUGGAAGGAUCUCGUGAAACAGUGUCCUAUCUACAUGACCAAUUCGAACCCAUACCUUGAUUUCGCUGUGCCGACAACUGCUACGAUUGUUCAUAUUGGAGGAAUCACAGUUGAUUUAAAGAAAAAGAAAAAUCCAUUGCCAGACGACUAUGAGAAAAUUCUACAGGAGAGAGAAUCAACUGUCCUCAUUUCCUUUGGUUCUGUAAUUCGCUCAUUCCAAAUGCCAGAAAACUUCAAGAACGGAAUUAUCAAAAUGUUUGAGUCUCUUCCUGAUGUCACAUUCAUCUGGAAAUACGAGAAAGAUGAUGCGGAGUUCCAGAAGAGACUCCCCAAGAAUGUUCACUUGAAGAAAUGGGUUCCUCAGCCUGCUCUUCUUGCUGACAGACGGCUAAAAGCCUUCGUCACUCAUGGAGGAUUGGGAAGUACAACAGAAGUUGCAUACAGUGGAAAGCCUGCAUUGAUGGUUCCAAUUUUUGGAGAUCAACCCCAUAAUGCGGAUAUGCUGGCAAGACACGGAGGAGCUAUCGCAUAUGAUAAAUACAACUUGAAGGAUUCACAAAAGCUGACGAAUGCUAUCAGAAGUUUGGUAUAUGAUACUAAAUACAAGUCAAAUGCUGAAUCGCUUCUUGAUGUCCUCGCUAAUCAACCAAUUGAUCCAAAAGUUAAUUUAAUGAAACAUUUGGAAUUUGCGAUGAAGUUCCCGAACCAUCGCUCGCAGGUUCCUGCUAUCAAUCAAAAUGUCGAAGGCGGUAGUUUAUAUAUCAACUACCGUACGUCAGCUAGUGCCGCAAGUAUUGCAAUUGAUCGAAUUAAAAGAGAAGGACUUCUUGUUGGAUAUGACUUUAAAUUCACAAUUCUGUUUGAUCAAUGCGACGAGAAUGUAGCUGCUGGAAUGGCAGUAAAACUGUUCAGAGACUAUAACAUUGAUGCUUUAAUUGGUCCCACUACUAACAUUCCAGCAAUUCCAGUAUUCAAUUUGGCCACUUAUUACAAUAUCCCUGUUAUCACUUGGGGUAUGACAACUGCUGCAGCGCUGGACGAUGUCAACAGAUAUCCGACAACUGGAAUUCUGUCAAUUGGAUCAAGAAGUCUUGCUGUAGCUUUCCGUUCCAUCAUGUUGGAAUACGGAUGGGAUCAAUUUGUUUAUGCUUAUUCACUGGAAGGGGAUGAUGAGAAAUGCGAAACGAUGAGAGAUGAUUUCCAGGAUAUGAUUGCUUAUUAUGGAGAUAUUGUACUCUCUUAUACUGUACAAAUAAAGGAUCAGAGUGAAAAAGGAAUGUUGGAAGUUUUGAAGGAUGUAUCUACGAGAGGAAGAACAAUCAGACAAACUGACGGUUCCUAUCGUUACCCAUGGGUGGACAGCACAGGACCUCAAGCAAGUGAUCUAGAAGCAAUACCGGGAUUUCAGAGAUCUAUAUUUAUUGUUGAUAUGCAAGGCCAGGGAAAUGUUGGUUCCAAUUAUACGUUAUUUGAAGAUGAAGCUGCAACUUAUGCUGGUCAACUUCAUGAUUCUGUUUAUCUCUAUGGAGUGGCAAUGGACAAAAUGCUGAAAACUCAACCGAGUCAGUAUCGGAAUGGGACUGCUUUUCCACCGUACCUAAUUGGCACCUUCACGGGCGUUGGAGGCCCAGUAGUUAUGGAUGAUAGUGGCGGUCGUAGUCCAACUCUUUUCGUUCUCACUCUCAGUCCAAAUAACAGUGCUUCAUUGAUUAUGACAAUAGAUGUAGAUCAACAAGAAGCGACAAUUCAUAAAGAGUACACUGAUGAAGCGACUGCUGUCUGGUACCAUCGAAAAGGAAUUCGACCUUUGGACGAACCAGUUUGUGGUUAUACCGGAUCACUGUGCCCUGCAAAUGCGUUCUUUGAAUAUAUUGGGUUGUUCAUCACAGCCAUAGCUGUUAUUACGUUGACAAUACUGGGAGCAGUUUUAGCAUUUGUUUUCCUUUUUCAUGCGAAACGGCAAGAAGUUGAACGUCAAAAUGCCUUGUGGCAGAUUCCAUUCAAAUCAAUGAUGACAGUAGCAAAGAAAGGAAGAGGAGAACACAGUAUGAGGAGUAUAAGCAGUGUUCCAAGUACAAUAUCAUCGACUAGAUCAUCGACACUUUCGGAAGUUGGAGAGACUAGAAAUUACACAUUUUAUCAAAUUCAAAAUGAUGUGGAGUUGGAAAAAGUUGCUGCUAAAAAGUAUACAUCUCGGAUAAUGUUUGAUAGCAAAACGUGUGCCAACAUGAGACAAAUGCGAUUAAUCGACCAUGCCAAUCUGAAUAAAUUCAUCGGAAUGUGUCUAGAUGCCCCUCAGCUUUUAUCUGUCUGGAGAUUCUGUUCCAGAGGCUCCCUCGCUGACGUCAUCAGUAAAGCGAGUCUUCAGAUGGAUGGAUUUUUUGUUUACUCUCUGAUGAAAGAUAUUGUAAAUGGAUUAACUUGGAUUCAUGAGUCAUACCACGAGUUUCAUGGAAUGCUCACUUCAAAGAAUUGCUUGUUGAAUGACAGAUGGCAGUUGAAAAUAACAGAUUUUGGAUUGAGAAACUUUCGAACUCAUGAUCAGUACAAUAAAGCAGAUCGUCUGUGGACUGCUCCGGAACUGUUGAGAAACGAUGAUCUGAUGGGAAGUCGUGAAGGAGAUAUCUACAGUUUAGGAAUAAUAAGUGCUGAGUUGAUUACGAGAAAAUCAGUUUUUGAUCUGGAAAAUAGAAAGGAGGACGCAGAUGAAAUCAUCUACAGAUUGAAAAAAGGAGGUCUACAGUCUCCUCGACCUAAUUUGGAUCAUGAUGAGUCACUUGAAAUGAAUCCUGCGUUGCUUCAUCUUGUGAGGGAUUGCUGGACAGAAAGACCUUCAGAACGUCCUGAUAUCAAACAAGUGUUUUCACAGUUGAGAAGUAUGAAUACAAACAGAAAUGACAAUCUGAUGGAUCACGUCUUCAAUGUCCUUGAAUCAUAUGCAUCCACAUUGGAAGAUGAAGUGGCAGAGAGAAUGAAAGAGCUAGUUGAAGAGAAAAAGAAAAGUGACGUACUGUUGUAUCGUAUGCUUCCGAAACAAGUGGCAGAUAAACUGAAAUUAGGUCAGACAAUUGAGCCAGAGACGUUCGACGUGGUCACUCUGUUCUUCUCUGAUGUUGUCGGAUUCACAACAAUUGCUGGAAAGUGUACUCCUCUACAAGUCGUGAAUCUUCUAAACGGGCUCUAUACGAUAUUCGAUGGGAUUAUCGAUCAACAUGAUGUUUACAAAGUGGAGACAAUUGGUGAUGGAUAUUUUGUCGCUUCUGGAGUUCCAAGACGAAAUGGAAAUGAGCACACAAGGAAUAUUGCAAGCAUGUCUUUGGCAUUUGUGAAAGCUUUAGCUGACUUCCGUAUUCCUCAUUUGUCUGGAGAGAAAAUCAAUAUUCGAGUUGGAUUCCACUGUGGAUCAGUGGUUGCUGGAGUUGUUGGAUUGACAAUGCCUAGAUAUUGUCUCUUCGGUGACGCUGUGAACACUGCGAGUCGGAUGGAGAGUAAUUCUAAACCUGGCCGAGUUCACAUUUCGGAUGAAGCUAACCAUAUGUUGAUGACUCUUGGUGGAUUCACAACAGAGACGAGAGGGGAAACUAUUAUAAAAGGAAAAGGUGUGAUGACAACAUACUGGUUAAUCCGAAUGGCCGACUCUGCUGCUCCGAAGAAACCUGAUGAAAAAAUAGACUAG